UCUUCAAGAACAGCUCAAGACAGGAAUCAAGAGUUUAUUUAACAAAGAAGAACAACGGAAAGUUAUUUCCGGUGUCUGUCUUGUCAAUCGUGUCGCCUACGAUGUCACACAAACAGUAUCCCAGAAAGAACCAUUGCCACAAUGGCUCAUGAUUGAUACAGGAAAAGAGAAAUUUGAUCUGCUGCGAGACCGGAGAGUAACAAAAAUACUUUGUAAAGAGGGUAUGGAGAACUGUAGUGUAUCAUGGAUACUUGGUCAUAACGGCAAAGAGGAGCACGGACUUCCUCCUCUUAUUGAUGACAGCGGUAAAGAGCUAUCGAUUGACAGCUGGCCGGUUUAUCUGGCCACAGACAUGAAUAACAACAUUUAUAUGCUAGUCAAAGAAAAGUCGAGUCGUGAGCGCUGGAUUUUUAAUUUUAACGAAAGAGCUGAACAGCAUCACAGUUUUCUUGUCAGGACAACGGAAUUCGACUUUAAGCUGUGUAAACUGUCAGUCAGUGAUAGUGGUAAAGUGGUGGUACUGAAGAGUGACAGGACAAAGAAAUGGUCUUUUGUGGAUGUAUAUGAGACUGAUGGUCAUUUUGUUUGCAGUUUUGGAGAAAAAAUCUUGAGUUACCCGUACGACAUCACUGCUGUAAGUGAUGGCAAAGUUAUGGUGGUGGAAAAAGGGGAUCCGUCGUGUGCUCACAUAUUCAGCGAACAAGGUGACCAUCUGCACAGUUUUAAUCUGGAAAAGGCUCUAAGAUCUUUACAAGUUGCAUUUCACAGGGAAAGUAAACAAGUCGUCAUAGCUGGUGUUAAGGGUAUGAAUUCAGACAUCUUGUAUAUAGAAAUAGACAAUGAUGGUAAGUUGAUGCAAAGUAUUUCGAUCCAUUUCGGAGAGUUCAACAUAGCUCCGUUUGGGAUUGCAGUGACUUCUGAGGGACGCGUUGCAGUAUCAAUCAUGUUUGACGAUUCAAAACCUAAAGUAAUAAUUAUCUUAAAAACGUACUAA
Messenger RNA from Pocillopora damicornis (cauliflower coral), 994 nucleotides. Its product is annotated as E3 ubiquitin-protein ligase TRIM71-like. The record is from RefSeq and is a predicted model, not a curated record. Lineage: Eukaryota; Metazoa; Cnidaria; Anthozoa; Scleractinia; Pocilloporidae.